Juglans regia (Persian walnut) is the source of this 486-nucleotide messenger RNA. RefSeq lists its product as uncharacterized. The coding region runs from base 1 to 486 and encodes 161 amino acids. The record is from RefSeq and is a predicted model, not a curated record. NCBI's taxonomy places the organism in Eukaryota, Viridiplantae, Streptophyta, Magnoliopsida, Fagales, Juglandaceae. The transcript has 2 exons.
AUGGGUAUAUGUGCAUCUGGUGCAUAUGAAAGGAAAGGUGGGAUAGCCCCAUUCUGGCCAUCCACAGCCAAGCUAAUUGACUUGGAUGGAAAGCUCCAAGAGUUCAGACACCCAACCAUAGCCGGACGCAUCCUCUCCCACAAUCCCAACUGCUUCCUCUGCUGCUCAGAUUCCAUGUACAUCAACUCCAGCGUCCCUCUCAUCCCCAAAAAUGAAGAGCUACAGCUGGGACAAAUUUAUUUCCUGUUACCACUCUCCAAAUCCCAUGUACCACUUUCUCUGCAAGACUUGUGUGCACUAGCCAUCAAGGCUAGUUUGGCACUAGCUCAUUCAGACCCUGCGUCUAUGAGAGUAAUCACAGAGAUUGAAGAUCUAAAUCCCAAGACUGCAGCCUCACCAUCAAGCUCACACUUGUCAAGUUGGGAAAGAGUUGAAGAUUCAUUGCAUAAUUCACUCUCUGUCAAGAAAUACCAAGAGGGAAAGUAA